AUGAGAACAGAUACGAUAGAGAGCAAUAACACCAAAUCCAGCGCUCCCCUCCUAACCCAAAGAUACCUGAGAAUGGUCACAAAGGAUGGACACAGCACGUUCCAGAUGGAUGGUGCACAAGGACAAGGUCUGGCGUACCUCCGAGAUGCCUGGGGAAUACUAAUGGACAUGCGCUGGAGAUGGAUGAUGCUUGUGUUUUCUGCUUCUUUUGUCAUUCACUGGCUAGUUUUUGCAGUGCUUUGGUACGUGCUGGCUGAGAUGAAUGGGGACCUGGAGCUGGACCACGAUUCUCCACCUGACAACCACACUAUUUGCGUCAAGUACAUCACCAGUUUUACAGCUGCAUUCUCCUUCUCUCUGGAGACACAGCUCACCAUUGGUUAUGGUACUAUGUUCCCAAGUGGGGACUGCCCCAGUGCUAUUGCCCUGCUUGCCAUACAGAUGGUCCUUGGGCUCAUGCUGGAAGCCUUCAUCACAGGUGCUUUUGUGGCAAAGAUCGCCCGACCAAAGAACCGGGCAUUCUCCAUCCGCUUCACUCGCUGUGCCAUAGUGACACACACAGAGGGGAAGCCAUACCUUAUGUUUCAGGUGGCUAACACACGCUCCAGCCCGCUCACCAGCGUCCAGAUUUCUGCUAUUCUUUACCAAGAACAGGAGAAUGGUCAGCUGCACCAGACCAGUAUUGACUUCCACCUAGACAGCAUUACUUUGGAUGAGUGCCCUUUUUUCACCUUCCCUCUGACCUACUACCACUCCAUCACCCCAUCCAGCCCACUGGCUGCUCUCCUCCAAAGAGAGGCUGCUCGCCACUUUGAGCUGGUCGUCUUUCUGUCAGCGGUGCAGGAAGGGACAGGAGAAAUGUGUCAGAGGAGGACGUCCUAUCUCCCCUCAGAGAUCAUGCUGUACCACCGUUUUGCCCCUGUGCUAGCCCGCAGUGCCAAAGGGGAAUAUCAGAUCAAGAUGGAGAAUUUUGACAAGACAAUUCCUGAGCUCCCAGCUGCAGCUGAUUCAAUGAAUCCAAGGAGGACUGCCAAGGAGAUCCGCAUCAACGGACAGCAUGUCGACAGCUUCCAGCUCUCUGAGGCUGGCCUCACAGAAUAGACGGAACAGACUUUGGACUUUGUGCCUUUUUUUUUAAUUAUUAUUAUACUAAACUCUGAGGUCACAUCAACAACCUUCCUUCCUUGCCUGCCCUGCAAUCUUCUAAUAAUCUCUCCCGUUUUCCACCUUCUGAUUACAACACAAUAUGCAAAGCAAAGAGAACUGGCAUGCCCAUGUAAGCUUGGGAGAGGCUGGAUCGACCUCCGAGGACAAAGGCAGGUACAAGGUUCACAGUACUGCUUCUGGGAAAUUAGAAGAACCAGCUGAAGUCACUAGAUUAUGAUUAAAGUUGCAUGACUCUGAAAGGAGAGACUUCCAAAGCUGACCAAAAUCCUAACUAACCAGCUUGUGACAAAUUGGACAGCAAAAAUAUAAGAGAAAAAUCUCACAAAACCAAUAUGCAGUCAUUCAGUCAAUACAUCAGUCCCUGGAUAAGCAAUUCAGUUGAUUCAAGACCCGGAUUUUUCUGUUAUUUUCAUUCUUUGUGAGAU
Molecule: messenger RNA, 1592 nt
Organism: Meleagris gallopavo (turkey)
Lineage: Eukaryota; Metazoa; Chordata; Aves; Galliformes; Phasianidae
Gene: KCNJ13
Product: potassium inwardly rectifying channel subfamily J member 13
Biological process (GO): potassium ion import across plasma membrane; regulation of monoatomic ion transmembrane transport
Cellular component (GO): plasma membrane
Molecular function (GO): inward rectifier potassium channel activity
Source: RefSeq, a predicted model, not a curated record